AUGACUUCACAGGUGGAUGGCGAUGAAGUUAAUAAACGAGACUGGAAUAAAGAACUGCAUAUGUGGGGAAAAAGAGGAUGGAGUAGCAUUCACGGAGGCUGGGCACUAAAAAACAACAUACCAUCACUAAUGAACCAGCAAGCCUAUCCUCCAAUUCCUAUAGUCGAAAAGAGAUCGUGGAAUAAUUUACAGGGAGGUUGGGGAAAAAGAUCAGCAUAUGAAGAAGAUGAUGCAAUUGAAGACAUAUCAUCGAUGUUGGAGCCAUCAACUAGGUACAAGAUCCCGACUGACUCAGAUGACGACUUCAUUGUACAUGAUAAAGUCAAACGGAACUGGAGCAAAUUCACUGAUGGUUGGGGAAAAAGAAGCAAAUGGGAUAAUUUCAAAGGUACCUGGGGAAAGAGACAGCCCGCCUGGUCCAACUUGAAAGGAAUAUGGGGAAAGAGGAGUGAACCGGAGCAAUUCUUAAAUUAAUCAACUUCAACAAGCGAUAGGUUUGAACAUUUACUUUUUUCACU
This is a messenger RNA of Leptinotarsa decemlineata (Colorado potato beetle), 518 nucleotides long. It is a transcript of the gene Mip, whose product is annotated as Myoinhibiting peptide precursor. Lineage: Eukaryota; Metazoa; Arthropoda; Insecta; Coleoptera; Chrysomelidae. The record is from RefSeq and is a predicted model, not a curated record.